Messenger RNA from Rotaria socialis, 450 nucleotides. The record is from the annotation of a GenBank genome assembly. NCBI's taxonomy places the organism in Eukaryota, Metazoa, Rotifera, Eurotatoria, Philodinida, Philodinidae.
AUGUCCGUGGCUUCGAACUCCAAAAGUGCCAAAAUACUCAUUUUGAAUCAACCAGGUCUUCCCACAAAGGAAUUAGGGAAUUUGGUAGAUCAUUGCUUCAACGUUGGCGAACUUCAGAAAAAAUUGGAAAAAUACAAUUCAUUUCUACGCACCAUAGCUUGUACAUCUGCACAACUAACUGAAUUAGCUCCAAUAUUAAGAAGAACACAGAUUGAUGCAUUGUAUAUUCUUAAUAUAGGAGAUGAAAUGAAAUGUUGGGAUGAACCAUGGUGGAACCGAACAACAGUCGUUUACACCGAAAGACAACUGAUGCGGCAUUUGUGCACGAAGAGUAUGCUGUGUUUUUACAAUGAAGGCCUUGAACACAAAAAACAAGGCGAUUUCGGUCUGGCUAAUAUAAGUUUUCUUGAUUCUAUUCGUGCAUUAGAUUAUUCUGCUAAAUUUAUAUAA